Drosophila arizonae is the source of this 4226-nucleotide messenger RNA. It is a transcript of the gene Sur, whose product is annotated as Sulfonylurea receptor. Gene Ontology annotation, cellular component: membrane. Gene Ontology annotation, biological process: transmembrane transport. Gene Ontology annotation, molecular function: ABC-type transporter activity; ATP binding; ATP hydrolysis activity. Lineage: Eukaryota; Metazoa; Arthropoda; Insecta; Diptera; Drosophilidae. The record is from RefSeq and is a predicted model, not a curated record.
UUUUUUGCUUGUUGGGUUUCGUUAAAAUGGGUCCGGUCUUUAAUCUUAUACGCUGUGAUCAAUUGUUCAAUAGCUCGCGUGAUACUUAUGAUAAUCUAAAGACCGACAUUUGCGGCAUAGAUCGUGUGAAAUAUAUUUUAACAUGCCUUUGCAUCUGCGUGCUGUUUCUUGGAUGCAUUUAUGUAUGGAAAAAAUGUGAUAGGUGCCAUAAAACUUUGCUGGCCUUUCACAAUUUGCGCGCAGCUGUUUCGCUGCUCCUGCUGGCCGUUAAUAGUCUCGAGCUGGCCAGGAGUCUGCUGCCCCAGCGCCGGACAGAGCAGCUGUAUCAGCUCUUUGACUCAACGCCCAAGGAGCUGAAUGUUCUGAUUAUCAUUGGCACGGGCACCGUGCGGAAUGCCCUCGCUGCCGUCCUGUUGACAAUUAUGCUAAUGUGCUAUCAUCGUGUGCUCGAGCGCAAAAAGAUGACAGACUUUCUCUACGGCAGCAUCGCCAUAGAAAUGUUGAUUUUUCUGCUGCGUAUCGAUGAGCUCGCCGAGGUGGCCUAUUACGAGGAGCUCCUUGAGCUGGAGACCUGCCUGCUCAGCGUAACGGUGAUUUGUCUAUUGGUCUUGGCUGCACUGGAUGGAUAUACCAUUUAUAAAGAGAUUCAGAGAUUUCGUAAUAAAAACUGUACGAUAUCGUAUGUGCCGCAAGUUCCAUGGCUGCUUAAUGAUACAAUACGGGAGAAUAUCCUAUUUGGUGAAUCAUUUCGGCCGAAGCGUUACGAUUUUGUGCUGGAUGCGUGCGCACUAAAACCGGAUAUUGAACUAAUGCCAACCGGUGAUUUUACGAUAAUCGGCGAACGGGGCAUCAAUCUAUCCGGCGGACAGAGGCAACGCGUCGCUGUUGCGCGUGCAAUUUAUUCAUCGGCCAACGUCGUCAUAAUGGAUGAUCCGCUGUCAUCGCUGGACAAUGAAGUGGGCAGCCAUGUCUUCGAGCAGUGUGUGCGUCAGAUGCUUUUGAAGUCGAAUCGCACCAUCAUCCUGGUGACACAGCAAUUACAGUUGAUCAAGGAGGCGGAUUAUUUAAUUGUGAUGAAGGAUGGCCGACUGCAAGCUUGCGGCACUUAUAAGGACAUUGAGCUAAAGCAGCCGCAAAUAAUCGCCAAAUGGAACUCGAUAAUUGCUAAGGCAAACGAAAAUGCAAAGGACCAGCAACAAAAUGCCACGGAGCGCACAGCUCGGGAGCGCUGGAAGCUAUUCAAGAAUGUCAGCAAAUUGGGUUUGCAGCGCUCAAUAUCGAUUAAUUCGGAAACGGGAGGCGGCAAUAACUCGGAACUGGAUUCCAGUUGCUUGGAUGGCAGCGUAUCAAUGUCAUUUAACAAUAUGCUCAAUGAUGCCGUCGCAGAGGACGACGAGGACGAUGAUCUGCCCGCGUCACUCUCCCUGGCCAGCGGCAUCAGCUGUGGCUUGCAGUCGGCCGGCAGCUUUCCACUGCAGCGCAAGCGGGCGAGCGUCUAUGGCUCUCGGCACUUGAUCUACGAUGUGCCGCUGCCCAUAGACGAGUGCCAGGCGGAUGAUGUCAUAAUGCGACCACGUCGACGCUCCACGCUGCAGCGCCGUGGCAGCAGCGCACGCUCGAGGAACUCGUGGCAUCGACUCAGUGGCCUCAGCUCGGCGACGGUCACGUCAACCUCGAGCACGAACAGUGGAGAUCUGCUGCGUCGCAGUCUGAUGACGGCCAGCUGCAGCAGCUAUGCGGAGAGCAGUCUCGAUGGGGGCGACUCGAUUGCAGAUGGAGUCACGACCCCGCCACUCGUAGCAGAGCUCUCUCCACGCGCCCAAUCCUGGCAGCCAGCACAGCAAACGCAUCAUGCGCCGGUGACGCGCAAUGUCUCCUCGCCGCCGGCGAUGGAGGCGGCAGCUACGUUGCCUGGUACGGAGGCGGCGGUGGCACCGAGUCGCGGCAGCUUUCAGCAGUUCCUGCGACGCAUGUCCAUGCGGCGCUCCAAUAAGCCAAAGCAUCAUCAUCGCCCGCUGAGCGCGGCCAACUCGAUUAGGAGCAUCUCGGAGGAGUCCAGUGCGGCAGCUCUCUUGCCAACAGUUGAGUUAAGUUCAGUGCCUUCAACGCCUGUCGCUGACAUUUCCAAUCCGCAGCCAACAACAAAUUUAGAGGCAACUCUCGACGACUUGGAAUUCAGGAGAGAGAUGCACGAAUUGUCUGCUGCGCCUCCUCCUGCACCUCCUGCUGCUGCCAAAGUGGAGACACCACCAGUGAAGCAUGUUAAAAUCGACUUCAAUGCAUUGCCAACAAAUGGCCGCAACAACAGCAACAACAACAAUAACAAUGAUGACAACGAGGCAGGCAAUGAGGAUGAUGGCGAUGUCGCUGACGUGCCAGACGUGACGUCACUGUCAAUGCAGCUGAAGAGCAAAGAGCGUCAAAGGGAACGGACACGGGCAGAGGCCCGGGCUGCACAUGCAGCAGGUGCAGGUGCGGUUGCAGAGACAGCAACAGCAGCGACAGCGCCAGAUGUGGAGCGCAAAUAUGGCCAAAUAUCGAAUCAUAUAUAUCUGCUCUAUAUGCGCGCCUCCGGCCUGCCCAUAAUCAUUGUCUUUUUUAUCACCGCACUAAUUUGGCAAUGUUUGCGUGUCUACACGGACGUUUGGCUCCAGCAUUGGAGCGACCAUGUCGAUGGUGGCAGGAGCGACAGUGACAUGGAUGCGGCCAGCCACGAAGUCACGUACUAUUUUCGCAUGUAUGCAACAAUUUCGUGUGUUUGCAUUAUAAUGGCCAUGAUAUCAACACCGGCCGGACAAUGGGCCGGCUGCAAAGCCAGCCGUAAUUUGCACGAUAAACUGUUGCUAACGAUUUUGCAUAAAACUUUGCAUUUUUUCCAAGUGACGCCGCUCGGACGCAUUCUGAAUCGUUUCAGCACCGAUAUGGCGAUCAUUGAUAAGAAAAUCGCUGCAACCUGUCAACGCCUGCUGCAGUUCAGCCUGCUCUGCCUCUGUGCGAUACUCAUAAAUGUGAGCAUUACGCCCUGGUUUCUGGCCCUCACUCUGCCCAUUUGUGGGGCCUACUAUGCCAUUCAGAAGUUCUACAGGUGCUCGGCACGUGAGCUGCAGCGCAUCGAGAACUCAAGCAGCUCGCCGGUCAUCUCGCAUCUGGCGGAGACGAUUCAGGGUGUGACCACAAUACGUGCAUACAAUCAGCAGGCACGUUUCACCGAGAUCCUGUUCAAGCGACUCGAGGCGAACACGAUUGCGUUUACCAUAUUGAAUACGAGCAACCGCUGGCUGGGCAUAUCAUUGGAUUACCUGGGUGGCUGCAUUGUUUUUGUGGCCAUCGUAACGGCACUGGCAACGGCAAGCGUCAGUUGCAGCCGCUAUGUGAGGGAGGCUGAGGCGGAGCUGGCAAGUGGCAGGACGCCGGAGAUGGCAGGAACUUAUGCCAUCAAUAAAGGCGCCAGCUCCAAGGAGUUGACGCCGACGCCCUCGCUGGUCGGCCUGGCCAUAAACUACACGUUGUUGGUGCCGAUUUACCUUAAUUGGGUUGUAAAACUUUUGGCCGAUAUGGAGAUGUAUGCGGGCUCGGUCGAACGCAUUGCGCACUAUGCACAGCAGACGCAGCAGGAGGAGCAGGAGCAGCAGGAGCAAGAGCAACACGAGCAGCAGCAGCAGGAGCAGCAGGAUACGGAAAUAAGCAAUGAAGUCGAUAGGUCGCACUGCACGACUAACGUUGACAAAGUUUACCCAGGCGCAACGUCAGCUGGCGUUGAUGUUGCCGGCGACUCAGCUCGAGCUGCUGAUAAAUUAAAUGCAGGCAAUGCAGAAGGAGCAGCAGCAGCAGCCGGAGGAGCCGGCAGUGGCAAUCACUUAAGCUUCCACACGGCGCCAGUUGUUGACAAGCGGCAGCUGGCGACGACAGCGGCAAGGACGUCAAUGAUUAACGAUAAGGCACUGACAGCACUUGGCGACAAGGUCGCGUUAUCUAAUGAGCCAUCGAGGCGUAUCAAAACUUACCAAAGCGUUCCGAUUUCCUGGCCACAGCGAGGUGACAUCAGCUUCGAGGAUGUGAGCCUACGUUAUGAAGGACAAAGGCAGAACGUUAUCAGCCACCUCAACUUAAAGAUACCAGCAGGCCAAAGGGUAAGUACAAUAAACAUUGUCAAAGCCAAAAAGGCUUCCAACAGCACAGCAAUUCGUAUUCAGUUUAUGGGUACUCGACGAGCAGAUACUCUAUAA